Molecule: messenger RNA, 1493 nt
Organism: Ochotona princeps (American pika)
Lineage: Eukaryota; Metazoa; Chordata; Mammalia; Lagomorpha; Ochotonidae
Gene: EIF2S1
Product: eukaryotic translation initiation factor 2 subunit alpha
Exons: 8
Coding region: 126-1073 (315 amino acids)
Cellular component (GO): eukaryotic translation initiation factor 2 complex; eukaryotic translation initiation factor 2B complex; multi-eIF complex
Molecular function (GO): translation initiation factor activity; RNA binding; ribosome binding
Source: RefSeq, a predicted model, not a curated record
GCGGUAGAGCGGAGCGAAGCGCACGCUGAAGGUCCGGCGGCUGGGGCGGCUGUGUCGAGUGUGACCUCUCGGCUUGGAAAGCGCGACGCGGGACCCUAGGGUGGGAUUCACACGCUUCCUCCAGAAUGCCAGGUCUGAGUUGUAGGUUUUAUCAGCACAAGUUUCCAGAGGUGGAAGAUGUGGUGAUGGUGAACGUCAGAUCCAUUGCUGAGAUGGGGGCUUAUGUGAGCUUGCUGGAGUACAACAACAUUGAAGGCAUGAUUCUCCUUAGUGAAUUAUCCAGAAGGCGGAUCCGCUCCAUCAACAAACUCAUCCGAAUCGGCAGGAAUGAAUGCGUGGUUGUCAUUAGAGUGGACAAAGAGAAAGGAUAUAUUGAUUUAUCUAAAAGAAGAGUUUCUCCAGAGGAGGCAAUUAAAUGUGAAGACAAAUUCACAAAAUCUAAAACUGUGUAUAGCAUUCUUCGGCACGUGGCUGAGGUGUUAGAAUACACCAAGGAUGAGCAGCUGGAAAGCCUGUUCCAGAGAACUGCGUGGGUCUUCGACGAUAAGUACAAGAGACCUGGAUAUGGUGCCUACGAUGCCUUUAAACACGCAGUGUCAGACCCAUCUAUCUUGGAUAGUUUAGAUUUGAACGAAGAUGAGCGGGAAGUACUCAUUAAUAAUAUUAAUAGGCGCUUGACUCCACAAGCUGUGAAAAUUCGAGCAGACAUUGAAGUGGCCUGUUAUGGUUACGAAGGCAUUGAUGCUGUAAAAGAAGCCCUGCGAGCAGGUUUGAAUUGUUCUACGGAAACCAUGCCCAUCAAAAUUAAUCUAAUAGCCCCUCCUCGAUAUGUGAUGACUACAACAACCCUGGAGAGAACAGAAGGUCUAUCUGUGCUGAACCAAGCCAUGGCUGUGAUCAAGGAGAAGAUUGAGGAGAAGAGGGGGGUGUUUAAUGUUCAGAUGGAGCCCAAGGUGGUGACAGAUACCGAUGAAACUGAACUUGCAAGGCAGCUGGAGAGGUUGGAGAGAGAAAACGCGGAAGUAGAUGGAGAUGAUGAUGCCGAGGAGAUGGAAGCCAAGGCUGAAGACUAGCUCUGUGGAGACGGCCAGCGCGGGAACACACGAGCCCUUCCUGGCUGGAACCCAAGACUUGAAAGUUUUCCAGUAUUGAAAACUUCACAGCUGAAUUUUUUAUUUCCAAGUAUUUAAAUUUUUCAACAGGCCAGAACAUGAAAUGCCCUCCUACAUGCCUGCUGUUCUCACACAGUGCCUCCAACAAAUUUAGCGUUUUUAAGGGAGUGGCCUAAUUUCACUAGAGACAAACCUUUCAGCUGAGAACUGUCCUAAAAUUGGGCUUAUACUUUCCACUUCUGAUGUCUCCAAAUCAGCACCCUUUGUCCCUCGGUGCCUCCAUGUAAUUAUUGGGGGAAUUGAGAACAAACAGUAACAAUUCCAGUCUUUCUAUAUAAAAUGUAUUCGAGCAAACAUGAAAUAAAUUUCUGGGAUAUUUAA